Molecule: messenger RNA, 348 nt
Organism: Recurvomyces mirabilis
Lineage: Eukaryota; Fungi; Ascomycota; Dothideomycetes; Mycosphaerellales; Teratosphaeriaceae
Gene: COX16
Product: Cytochrome oxidase assembly
Exons: 2
Coding region: 1-348 (115 amino acids)
Biological process (GO): mitochondrial respiratory chain complex IV assembly
Cellular component (GO): mitochondrial inner membrane
Source: RefSeq, a predicted model, not a curated record
AUGGCGAUCUUCCCAUCGAAACGCUUCACACCCUCAAGUUCGACCCAUACACUAGCUCAUCGCUAUCGCCAGGCUCUCAGCAAACACCCUUUCGCCCUCUUCGGUCUCCCCUUCAUCGCGACCAUGCUCCUCGGUUCCUUCUUCCUUACCCCAGCAACAGCAUUACGAUAUGAGCGACACGACAAGAAAGUGAAACAGGUGUCGGAGGAGGAUCGGCUCGGGAUGGGCAAGAAUAGAAGACGGAUAGACUUGAAGGAGGAAUAUUAUAGACUCGCAGCCAAAGACCUAGAUAACUGGGAGCAGAAACGAGUCAAGCGAUUACCGGGAGAACACGACGGUGUAUUAUGA